This is a messenger RNA of Cryptosporidium muris RN66, 1419 nucleotides long. RefSeq lists its product as uncharacterized. The coding region runs from base 1 to 1419 and encodes 472 amino acids. Gene Ontology annotation, molecular function: protein binding. NCBI's taxonomy places the organism in Eukaryota, Apicomplexa, Conoidasida, Eucoccidiorida, Cryptosporidiidae. The transcript has a single exon. Gene Ontology annotation, biological process: ribosomal large subunit biogenesis. The record is from RefSeq and is a predicted model, not a curated record. Gene Ontology annotation, cellular component: nucleolus; preribosome, large subunit precursor.
AUGGACAAUUCAUCCGAAUAUAUCCGCUUAUUUUCUGGGGAUAUAUUUGGGACUAUUAAGGAAGUAAUCUUUGACAAGUCUGAAAUAGAUUUAAAAACCAAAACAAGUGUUAAUACAAAGUCUACAGAAGUAAAUAACUCUUUGAAUAAUCGUAUUACAUAUAUAGCAUGGCGUGAAAAGGAGUCCGAUGGACUAUCCUUACUAAGUGGAAACUGUAUAGAAAGAAUAAUAUUGGAUAAUGAUUCCAGUACUAUAUUGAACGAAUUAAUUAUCGGACGCAAGAAUGGUAUUGUUGAGUUACUUCAUAUAUCACUACUGGAUAAUAAAUUAUCCUUUAGAACUAAAUUUAUAUUUCCAUCGAGCAUUAUUUUGAUUCAAGAUGUAACAAAGCAAUAUAUAAAAUAUAGUGAUAAUAAAGAUGAAUUAUUUUUAUUAGUAAUUGAUUCAAAGUGUCAUCUAUGUAUUUUCAAGUGGAAUUGUGCAGUUAAACAUAUGUAUAAUGAAGAUAAUGAAUUUAUAAAGGUUGACACUUGGUUUUUUGAAGAAAGGGGAAGUACUCCUGAUUGGCUAGUACAUUCUACAAUUUUACCUGGCUCAAAUAUUUUAGCUGCUACAUAUAAUAGUGUAAACAAUUCUGUUGCUUUCGGAGGUUAUGAAAAUAAUUUAAAAAUUUAUUCAUUAAAAUUAAUGAAGAUUACUUGGAAAUGUAGAAAUGUCAGUUCAAAUGCUCUUAAACACAGAAUCCCAGUUUAUAUUAGAUGCCUUGCAUUUGUUCAGUUAGAUCCUCAAUUAUUAUUAUGUGGUACAGGUACAGGUGAUAUUAGAUUAUACAGUCCUACAGCUCAACGAAAGCCAAUAUUUAGUAAGCAAAUUUGGGAAGAUAAGUCACCAGUAACUUCAAUAGCUAUUGCCAAGCAAUGGAGUUUAUUUAAAGAUAUAAAUAAUACCUUUGGAUGCGUAGCAAUUGUUGGGAAUAAUAUUGGUUCAGUAAGUAUUAUUAAAUUAAGUGCAAAGGAAUCUGAUAAGUCCCCCAUCGACUUUUAUGUUACUCCAACAAAAAGGCCUUCAGCUUUAGCUAAUAUAUCAUUCAAACAACAUAAAAGGCAGUGUAUACAAAAGGGUGAAGAGAAUAAAAUCAAAGCAAUAGUUCCAAAAUACUCAAGAGAGAAUAGUAUUAUUAUUGAAUAUUCUGUAAUGGGGAGCCUCAAGGGAAUAAUGGGGGGUAUAUCCUGUAUAAGCUGUUUGAGGCUCAAAUAUUGUAAGAGUGACUCUACAAAGGUUUUGGUUGCAAUUACAGGUCCUGGUAGAUUUAUUUAUAUAUAUGAUUUGACAAAAAGGAGAAUGAUAAAGAAGAUUCAUACACAUCAGAAAAUGUGUUUUAUUUUAUGGGAUCCUAGUAUUAAAAAGGAAGAAAAGUGA